Choloepus didactylus (southern two-toed sloth) is the source of this 8793-nucleotide messenger RNA. RefSeq names its product ATPase phospholipid transporting 11A (gene ATP11A). NCBI's taxonomy places the organism in Eukaryota, Metazoa, Chordata, Mammalia, Pilosa, Megalonychidae. Gene Ontology annotation, biological process: phospholipid translocation. The coding region runs from base 606 to 4187 and encodes 1193 amino acids. Gene Ontology annotation, cellular component: endoplasmic reticulum; plasma membrane; trans-Golgi network. The transcript is spliced from 29 exons. Gene Ontology annotation, molecular function: ATP binding; ATP hydrolysis activity; magnesium ion binding. The record is from RefSeq and is a predicted model, not a curated record.
GAGGAAGGCGAGCCGAGCAGGAGGCGGUGCGGGAGGAGGAAAGAAGGUGGGUGGGUCUGGUCUGAGCUGCGCCGGAGCCGGAGCAACCCAAACCCGAGGAAGGAGGGCGCUUGGGAGCCCGGACUUCGGCAGCCAGGGGACGCCGAGCAGCAACUUGAGCAGCCUGCCGCGGCAACGCCAAAUAAGCCGCCCCUCGCCCUCAAGCCGUCCUCCGUGCAGCCCUCGGUGAGCUGUCGCGGGCGCAGCGCUGUCCCCGCGCGCCUCCGGAAGCCCUGCCGGGGGGCAUGAGCCGGGAGGGGCCGCGGCCGCCCCCAGCAGCGCCCAGCGCGCACAUGUGUCGGCUGCCGCGCGGGCCGCUGCGGGCGUGAUCGGAGCCGGCGGGCGGCGGCGGGACCGGGGGGAACGCUGCGACCCCGAGCCCGCGGCAGCCGAGGACCCGGCGGCUCGCGCGCGCUUCUUUCCUUCCCGCCCGGCGCCGACGGCCGCCACACUUCGGAGACACGGAGCCCAUGGACGCGCCAAGUAGAAGCCGGGGGCGCUAAGGCGGCGCGGGCGGCGGCGGGAGAAGCAGGCGACCCGGGCGAGCCCGGCGGCUGUCGGGAGCCAUGGACUGCAGCCUCAUCCGAACGCUCAUCAACAGAUACUGUGCUGGAGAAGAGAAUUGGGUGGAUAGUCGGACCAUCUACGUGGGACACAGGGAGCCGCCUCCAGGCACUGAGGCCUACAUUCCGCAGAGAUACCCCGAUAACAGAAUAGUCUCUUCCAAGUACACAUUUUGGAACUUCAUACCCAAGAACUUAUUUGAACAAUUCAGAAGAAUAGCCAACUUUUAUUUUCUUAUCAUAUUUCUUGUACAGUUGAUUAUUGAUACGCCCACAAGUCCAGUAACAAGUGGACUUCCACUAUUCUUUGUCAUUACUGUCACAGCUAUCAAACAGGGUUAUGAGGACUGGCUUCGCCACAAAGCAGACAAUGCAAUGAACCAGUGUCCUGUUCAUUUCAUUCAGCAUGGCAAACUUGUUCGGAAGCAAAGUAGAAAACUAAGAGUUGGUGACAUUGUGAUGGUAAAGGAGAAUGAGACCUUUCCUUGUGACUUGAUAUUCCUUUCGAGCAGCCGGGGAGAUGGAACAUGCCAUAUUACAACUGCCAGUUUAGAUGGAGAAUCGAGUCAUAAGACUCAUUAUGCAGUUCAAGACACAAAGGGAUUUCACACUGAAGAAGAUGUAGAUAGGCUCCAUGCUACCAUUGAGUGCGAGCAGCCUCAGCCCGACCUCUAUAAAUUUGUUGGUCGCAUAAAUGUUUACAAUGAUCUAAAUGACCCCGUGGUAAGGCCAUUAGGAUCAGAAAACUUGCUUCUUAGAGGAGCCACACUAAAGAACACUGAGAAAAUCUUUGGUGUUGCUAUUUAUACUGGUAUGGAAACCAAAAUGGCUUUAAAUUAUCAAUCAAAAUCCCAGAAGCGAUCUGCUGUAGAAAAAUCAAUGAAUGUAUUCCUAGUUGUGUACCUCUGUAUUCUAAUCAGUAAAGCACUGAUAAAUACUGUCCUGAAAUAUGUAUGGCAGAGCGAACCAUUUCGAGAUGAGCCGUGGUAUAAUCAGAAAACUGACUCAGAAAGACAGAGGAAUCUGUUUCUCAAAGCUUUCACAGAUUUCCUGGCUUUCAUGGUCCUCUUUAAUUACAUUAUCCCUGUAUCCAUGUAUGUCACAGUAGAAAUGCAGAAAUUUUUUGGUUCUUAUUUCAUCACCUGGGAUGAAGAAAUGUUUGAUGAGGAAACAGGGGAAGGGCCGCUGGUUAAUACCUCUGAUUUAAAUGAAGAAUUAGGACAGGUGGAAUACAUCUUCACUGAUAAAACUGGUACCCUCACAGAAAACAACAUGGAAUUUAAAGAAUGCUGUAUUGAAGGUCAUGUCUAUGUCCCUCACGUCAUCUGUAAUGGACAAGUCCUCCCCGAUUCUUCAGGAAUUGAUAUGAUUGAUUCUUCUCCAGGAGUCAGUGGAAAGGACCGAGAAGAGCUGUUUUUUCGGGCUCUCUGUCUUUGCCACACAAUCCAGGUGAAAGAUGAUGAUAAUGUAGACGGAACCAGGAAAUCACCAGACUCAGGAAAAUCUUGUGUGUAUAUCUCGUCAUCUCCUGAUGAAGUGGCACUAGUUGAAGGUAUUCAAAGGCUUGGUUUUACAUACCUAAGGCUAAAAGACAAUUAUAUGGAAAUAUUAAAUAGGGACAAUGACAUUGAAAGGUUCGAGUUGCUGGAAAUUUUGAGUUUUGACUCAGUAAGGCGGAGAAUGAGUGUAAUUGUAAAAUCUGCUACAGGCGAAAUUUAUCUGUUUUGCAAAGGAGCUGAUUCUUCAAUAUUUCCCAGAGUAAUAGAAGGCAAAGUUGAUCAAAUACAAUCCAGAGUAGAGCACAAUGCAGUGGAGGGACUGAGAACUUUGUGUGUUGCCUAUAAAAGACUCAUCCAGGAAGAAUAUGAAGGUGUUUGUAAACUCCUGCAGGCUGCUAAAUUGGCACUUCAAGAUCGAGAAAAAAAAUUAGCAGAAGCAUAUGAGCAAAUAGAGAAGAAUCUCAUUCUGCUUGGUGCUACAGCUGUUGAGGAUCGACUCCAGGAGAAAGCUGCUGAUACCAUUGAAGCACUACAAAAAGCUGGAAUCAAAGUUUGGGUUCUAACAGGAGACAAAAUGGAGACAGCAGCAGCCACCUGUUACGCCUGCAAACUUUUUAGGAGCAACACACAGCUCCUUGAGCUAACCACCAAGAAAAUUGAAGAGCAGAGUUUGCAUGAUGUUCUGUUUGAGCUUAGCAAGACUGUUCUACGCCACUGCGGCAGCUUACCAAGAGACAGCUCAGGACUUUCAACAGAUAUGCAAGACUAUGGAUUAAUUAUUGAUGGAGCCUCAUUGUCUUUAAUUAUGAAACCACGAGAAGAUGGAAGUUCUGGCAACUACAGAGAACUCUUCCUUGAAAUCUGCCGUAACUGCAGUGCGGUUCUCUGCUGUCGGAUGGCACCUUUGCAGAAGGCACAGAUUGUUAAAUUAAUUAAACUUUCAAAAGAGCACCCUAUUACUUUAGCAGUUGGUGAUGGUGCAAAUGACGUCAGCAUGAUCCUGGAAGCACAUGUGGGCAUAGGUGUCAUUGGAAAGGAAGGUCGUCAGGCUGCAAGGAACAGUGACUAUGCAAUACCCAAAUUUAAGCAUUUAAAGAAGAUGCUACUUGUUCAUGGGCAUUUUUAUUAUAUUAGGAUAUCUGAACUUGUGCAAUACUUCUUUUAUAAGAACGUCUGCUUCAUUUUCCCUCAGUUUUUAUACCAGUUCUUCUGUGGAUUUUCACAACAGACUUUAUAUGAUACUGCAUAUCUUACACUGUACAAUAUCAGUUUUACUUCCCUCCCAAUUCUCUUGUACAGUCUGAUGGAACAACAUGUCAGUAUAGAUAUGCUCAAGAAAGACCCUACACUGUACAGAGAUAUUGCCAAGAAUGCUCUACUCCGCUGGCGAGUGUUCAUUUAUUGGACAUUCUUAGGAGUAUUUGAUGCUCUGGUAUUUUUCUUUGGUGCUUAUUUCAUCUUUGAAAAUACAACAGUGACCAGCAAUGGACAGGUAUUUGGAAACUGGACCUUUGGGACACUGGUAUUCACGGUGAUGGUAUUUACAGUCACACUGAAGCUUGCAUUAGAUACACACUAUUGGACUUGGAUAAACCAUUUUGUUAUUUGGGGCUCACUGCUAUUCUACAUUGUCUUUUCCCUGCUCUGGGGAGGAAUUAUCUGGCCAUUCCUCAGUUAUCAAAGGAUGUACUAUGUGUUUAUACAGAUGUUGUCUAGCGGGCCUGCCUGGCUGGCAAUCAUUCUCCUAAUUACUGUGAGCCUCCUUCCUGACGUUCUCAAAAAAGUUCUGUGCAGGCAGCUGUGGCCGACCGCAACAGAAAGAACCCAGACCACAUCCCGGCAGUGUCAGGACCAUGUCUCAGAAUUCACCCCUCUUGCCUCUCUACAAAGCCCAGGCUAUCGGAGCAAUGAACUCACCAGCCCCUUAGCCACAAGGUCUAGUCCCCGCUCUAAGAAAGUGAUGUUAACAUUCUGGAAUAGCAAGGAGUGUUCUGUGCUCUCACCCAUUUUUGGUAUUUCAAAUAACCAUUGGAGUUCCGGUUCAAGACACUACCUUCAUGGGUGCAAUUUGGAAACACCUGUAUGAUAGACAGAUCACCAAUUCAAGCCUUUAAGAACUGCAUUCUUGAGUGUAUGUGUGUUUGUAUAUGUGUGUGUUUUUGCCUUUGUUUCCAGAGGAGGAGAGAAGUGUGUAACAGGACUUGUUCUAAAAGGCAUUUAGCUCUGACAGCCUAGACUGAGCACUUUGAUUAUAAUUUUUUCCAAGCCUGGUGGUCACUCAUAUUUUUCUCUGUGCAUUUAGUUGGACUGCUAAAUGGAAGGACAUUUUGCACAGUCUGGUACUGUAAGGCUGGGAAGCAGCACAAGCUCUCUUCACCCCACGUCCUAGUUUUUGCCUUCUUAUCCCUUCUGUUGUCUUCUGUCAUUUGGUAUUACUUGAAGAGAAUAGCUCAUCAAAUGAUCUACGUUUUGAGAUCAGCAGUUCAGCUUUGAGCCGGAAGCUGUCACCUCACAUAUCCCCAGUGACCAUCAUUUUUAGCAUGUAUGAUAACCUGUGUUUCUUUCAUUUUAUUCACCCUCACCUCCUGUGCUCUCUGUGUAGAAUAGGUUGUUGUCUCUGCACUACCUUUUCUCAAGAAACCCUCUGAUACUUCUGUUUUUGGACGUGGCCAAAUUAGAUAUUCAAAUAAUUGUGUAUCCAUUUCCCCAUUAGAAUCAAAGACUUUGCUGUUGCUUAUGUUUGUUCACUUUCUACAUAUCGAAGCUGAUUUUUUAAUGGGUUUUGUCUGAUUCUGAGUUCCUUUUGCUGAAAUCAGGUGUUAAUCCCAUGUUUUGGAAUGCUUUUGAGUUUGUCGAUGUCUUUUCCUUUCCCAUCACCCAAUUGCCUCUGUAGAGGAAAAACAAGUGUUCAUGUGUGAGAAAUAGGUAAGACUGUUAACUUAAGCUUUUCCAGUAGUAGUUUUGAGAUAUUUGUCUGUCACCCUCCCAAGGAUGAAUUUUAUUAAUUUACUAUUAUUGGAAAAUUUUAAUUUCACACGUUUCAGGGAAAAGAGUGUUGAUUUUGGAUGCCCUAGGGUAAAUAUUUGGCAGUAAUGGUCAGAUGCCCCUUUCACGGUAAUUAUUGAGAGAUGGCCACGAGGGGGUGAUAUUCUACCAAAUCUAUUUCAGACUGAAAUCGGUAUGAUGACGAGAUGGCCUCGCAGUUUUCCGAAAGCAGUAUCUGCAUCUUACACUUCCUCCACUGCACUAUAAUUUUUACCAUAACGUGCUCUGAGUUUUUUUUCAUGUAUUUCUCGUUUGUCUUACAAUUUUGUUGUUUUAUUUGGGGUGGGGAAACAAUCAGAAGGCUGUUUUGUUUUGUUUUUUAUAGAAUUCCUGUUACUUUUCUGUACCAGUAUUUCUGUUUCUAGAAAAACUUUAGCCUAAUCUCAAUGAUCCAUAAUUCUAUUUAACAUAACUUUGAUGGUCCUUUAAUAAGACAUUUCAGUUUGAGAUUCAAACUUUAGACUUUAAAACUGGUGGCUUUUUAGAAAAGCUUCACCCAGAAACUAAAAAUAAAUACCUUGCCCACUGCUAGAUUUCCUGUUGUAAAACUUGGGGGCCUUUCAUAGGUGAAAACUGAGAUCUGUGUCUGAGAUGUCUGACAUUAGAUAUUUGUGGAAGUUUAGAUCUCACAAUUACGUUGUAUAAUGUCUCAUCUAUCAAAUAUUUAUUUGAACUAUUCUCCACAAGGAGAACUGAAUUAACAGUAAGAACCAUGAACACAAAGUGGUUGGAGUAAAUUAAAGUGAAAUAUAAACACCAUACCAAAGAUUAGGACAAUGAAGGUUUGACUGAGUAUAAGAAUCGAGAGGAAGGACACCAUUUUUGUCUUAAAGGUUGUCUUUACCAUUUCCUUAAAGCCCUUUGUGCUCCCCUCCCACUGCCCUGUCAUGUGACAUCACAAUGUCAUGUCACAGCACCGUCCAAACCUGACCAUGCCAAUCAAAGGUGUGUGCGUUUCUACACUGAUUUUUAAGAACCUUACCUGGGUAUAAAGGUAAUACUAUAGGGGCGACAGAUUCUCUGUAUGUUUAGUUAACAAAUUAUUUGUAAUGUAUUUUUUUAGAAACCUUAAAAUUGCCUUUGCACUGAAGUAUUUUCAUAGCUAUUUAUACCUCUUUUAUGCAUUUCUUUGUUACCAUACCAUAUCUGAUUUUUAAAGUAUGUUUUCAAAACUUUUUUUAAGUUUAUGAAAAUUUGACCACUUUACAUUUAAAUUCUGGUGAGAGUUUUGGCUGAAUGUUUCAAUAUCUGAUGAAUGAGACUUUCAGAUCUGAUUUUAUUCUCUUUACCUCUUAAUUUGUUGGUAUCUGAUGGCAGUAAUUAAUUGAAAGGCAUAAUUAGAGUACAGUAAUUUGCUAUGCUUUUUCUUCAUAAUUCACUGCAGCUUCUUCUGCUUUUGUUUUGUUUUUAAUUUCCAUUCUUCAGCCUUAAAAGUAAAAGAUUCUAGCUGAUGGUUAAAUAUGCUGGAUCCCAGUCCUGCCUGUUUAUUCUAGACAUUUACCCCAUACCUCUGAUAAUUCAAGUCUCAAUAUGAAAGUCACUAAACUUUUACACUCUCUAAAAUAUCUUGUAAAAAAUUUUGUUAAAUUAUCAUAUGAAUGUGCUUUUUAUCAUCUGAAGUGCAUAAGGGGGCAAGAGAAAAAUAAAAAGAGGAAAAGAAGAACCCCAUUGAAAUGACAUUUCAGAUAUAAUUUAAUUAGAUUUUUCAUCUUACGAUAGUUAGUAUUUAACUUGCCUUAAACCAAAGCAAGUAAUGUCAACUUUAGGCAUUUUUCUUAUUUUUGAAGAUCUUGUCCACUAUUACAUAUAUUAAUAAAUUAUCAACCUGUAAUUUACCAUGUUGAUCUGACGAUAUGGUCCCUAAUUCCCACUCCAUACCCUUAAAAGCAAAUCAUUAUAUAAAUGCAUGAGUAGUCCUGACUAUAUUUGUAUUCUCUUGCUUUUAGCUCCAAGUUCAUUCACAGCCAUAUGCAUACAUGUGUGCAAACAUGUAUCUACACACACAAAAACCUACACUUGUAUACUUUCCGUAAAUCCUGAACUUCCCAUCUUUCUUCCUAAGAUGACCCUGCAAGGAACCUUUACCCAUAUCUGGAAAGAUCAGGCUUUCUUAAUCUUUCUAUGCCUCAUUAGUAAGAAGAGGCUUUUUCUGGCAAAAGCAUCCAUAAGCCUUUGCACAGCAGGCAAUGGGGUUUGAAGCCAGGGCUUCAUUCUAAGAGCUACUCAUUGAAGGAUGUAGCAGUGUCCAGGACUAACUUCUUUCUCUUUCAGGGAAGUUCACCUCCCCCAUUUAAACCUCCAUUGCAAGUCAGCAUUCAUAUGAGGUGGCCAGAAAGCAGAAUCUGGAAUCCACCAAGGCUCCACAUCCUAUCAUGCUUCUAGGAACAUAGACCAUUGCCACAUCAGAAGUGGCUAGCCCUCUGCCGCAUGUCAGCUAGGAAAAAAAAAGCCUUCCUUUUUCUUGGCAACUCAUAUUAAAAUCCACAUCAACCCAUUCCUAUGUAUUUGAAUCAAAAGGGUGAAGAAAGCAGACCAAAUAAAAAUACCUGUGAGGGUUGUAGCUCUCAUAAGACACUGAAAGUAUGACUUCUAUGUGCACGGACUAAGUAAGUAAGUAGAUUUUGGAGAUUCCGAUGAAGGAGAGUGAAAAAAAAUGACAAGUUUAGACGAUAACAAGUUUUAUAUAACUUCUUAGUUUGGCUUUUUGGGCUAUUUGCAGCUUUAACUACAAAAAUAUCUCAUAAAUGCUGUUAUAACUAUUUUUUAAUUUUUAGGCAUCAAGCCAGUGUUCAUUGCAACCUGAAGGAAUUUUUUAAGCCUUUUUUUUUUUUUAAGACCACUAUAUUCAUAUGUUUUGCACUGAUGCAACCAUUUCUAUUUUAUCUUAAAAUUAAUAUUAUUUAUUUGACAACUUAAUAUAACAUUUUGGUAUGCAGUUUCUUUCAGUCUUCAGUUCUUUUGGAAGUUACCUAAUUAUAACUUUAAAAGCAGGAAAAAUGUAAGUUGGCAAAUGGAUUUUUUUUUUUUUAAAUCUAGAGGGUAGGUGAAUGGUAAUGAGAAUCAUUCUGAUGUUGUGUCUAUAAAUAAAGCUUUAAUGAAAAUGUGUUGGAAGUAUUAUGAAAACGUGAUUCUACUUUUGCAGAAAAAAAUCUAAAGAUCAGUUUAUAUAGCUUUAUUUUUUACCUUAUUGAAAUAUACAGAAUUUUAAUAUGCAUAUAUUGUCUGUGACUUAAUAUAAUGUGUGUAUGCAUUGCCAUUUAAAAUGUCCAUUCAUUAUGUAAUGUAAUAAAAGAGAAUCUUCACCAUGUAUUUAACAUGAAUGGUUAUCUAUAGCUGUCAUCAUCAUAAAUACUGGAAUUUAUUUUUAAAAUAUUAAAUAUAGUAGGUGCAUUUAACAUCAUAAAUCAGCCUCCAAACAGUAAUGUUUAACUGGAUAAUAAUUCAUUAGCCUGCUUUGAAUAUUAAAUUGUGAAUUAGACCAAUUCCUACAUUUCUGUAAAGUUUAUUUUGUAUGCUACUGUUUUUAACUUUUAUUUCUGUAGAUAAAGUAUGACUUGAUAAUAUUAAUUAUAUUGGACUUUUCUGUAGAUUAUCUAAGCAGGAGAACUGAAUCUGCUUGCAAUAAAGAAAAAAAAUGUCUGGUUUAA